Molecule: messenger RNA, 1996 nt
Organism: Sesamum indicum (sesame)
Lineage: Eukaryota; Viridiplantae; Streptophyta; Magnoliopsida; Lamiales; Pedaliaceae
Product: transducin family protein / WD-40 repeat family protein
Biological process (GO): proteasome-mediated ubiquitin-dependent protein catabolic process
Cellular component (GO): Cul4-RING E3 ubiquitin ligase complex
Molecular function (GO): protein binding
Source: RefSeq, a predicted model, not a curated record
CUACACUCCCCAAUCCAUAGACCACAACACCAAACCCAAACACAUACCCAUGGGCCACGACUUUGACCUUAGCCCAACAAGAAAUCUCACUCUGAAUAUCUCCAUUUUAAGUAACAAACAUCCAAUUUCUUGCAUCAUCGUCAUCAUCAUCCCCUUGAUAGGCUCACCCUUAUGCAAGAAAACCUUUAUGGAGGUGUUUGCUGGUUUGGCAAGGUUACAAUUCUAUCGAGUGAUAUGAAGAGCCCACCAUCUUUGGGGUGUCCAACACAUGAAAUUUUUGCUGCUGUGAUUGCGAUUUAAAAUGUUUCUUGUAGAUUACAACACUAGCAUUGAAAGUAUGGGUUAUGCUUUUAGUAAAUUGGAGAUGGACUCUGCACUUCUUGAUGGUUCCAGCUCCAAUCAUGAUGUUGCCAGUAGCUCUCACCUCAAUAGGCAGCUCAAUUCCUUAGACCAUGACAUUGCUCAGUUGACAAAGCUUCGAUCACGACCCCAUGACAACCUGAGACGAGUUUUGCCAGGGAAGCGUGUAUUCCCCGUUUCAACUGUAAAGAUGUUGGCUGGCCGAGAAGCAAAUCUUUCGGGAAGAGGGAAGUUCUCAUCAGGAGAUUGUUGUCAUGUUUUGAGUAAAUAUUUGCCAGUUAAUGGUCCGUGGGUUGUGGACCAGAUGUCAACCAGGGCUUAUGUAUCACAGUUUUCCGUUGACGGCUCACUUUUUGUUGCUGCAUUUCAGGGAAGUCAAAUCAGAAUAUAUGACGUCGAAAGAGGCAUGAAAGUUCAAAAGAACAUUCUUGCCAGAAGCUUGAGAUGGACAAUUACUGAGACGUCCUUGUCACCUGAUCAAAAACACCUUGUUUAUGCUAGCAUGUCACCUAUCGUCCAUAUUGUCAAUGUUGGAUCUGCCACCAAAGAGUCUCUUGCGAACAUCACUGAAAUCCAUGAAGGUUUGGAUUUCUCUUCGCCUGAGGAGGGGGGAUACUCUUUUGGAAUCUUCUCUCUGAAAUUCUCAACUGAUGGGCGAGAAGUUGUCGCUGGAAGCAGCAACGAGGAUAUAUAUGUUUAUGACCUUGAAGCGAAAAAAGUCUCCCUUCGAAUCUCAGCACAUACGUCUGAUGUCAACACUGUAUGCUUUGCUGAUGAAAGCGGUCAUCUAAUUUAUUCAGGAAGUGAUGACAAUUUCUGUAAGGUUUGGGACAGACGCUGCUUUAGAGCGAAAGGCAAGCCUGCAGGUGUCUUGAUGGGCCACCUUGAAGGUAUUACAUUUAUUGAUACCCGUCGAGAUGGUCGUUAUCUCAUAUCCAAUGGGAAAGAUCAAUCUAUUAAACUGUGGGAUAUACGGAAAAUGUCGUCAAAUGCUAAUUGUUACCGCGGGUACAGGAAUUAUGAAUGGGAUUACAGAUGGAUGGACCACCCACCGCAAGCAAGAGACCUAAAGCAUCCAUAUGAUCAAUCGAUAGCAACAUAUAAAGGUCACUCAGUCUUGCGGACGCUGAUCCGCUGUUAUUUCUCGCCUGAAUACAGCACCGGACAGAAGUACAUCUACACUGGAUCUCAUGAUUCCUGCAUCUAUAUUUACGAUUUGGUUAGUGGGGCACAGGUAGCAAAGCUGCAGCACCAUAAGUCGACGGUGAGAGAUUGCAGUUGGCACCCCACAUAUCCGAUGUUAGUUAGCUCUUCAUGGGAUGGAGAUGUUGUGAAAUGGGAAUUCCCCGGGAACGGAGAGUCCCCACCUCCAGCAAACAAGAAAAUACUUGGAAGGAGACAGUUUUACUAACGACGAUUCCAUUGUAAAGGAGUUGAUAGUAUCAUGGACGUCAAAUAAAUGUGAAGCAGCCAUCUUCGGAUGUGCAAUGAAAUAAUGUACAUAAGUAAAGGGGAAGAUUUUUACAAGUUUAUGCAGUUGAAGUGUGGAAGAAGGGCGUUGGUGGUUUGGACAAAUGCUGAUAUGCAGUAAUUAAGAGAGUAAAUGCAGCACACUGCUUCUUGCAUUGUUGUGCAA